UUUGAUGGGUCUAGUUCCAAUAUAAUAUAAUGUCAUACAUUUUAAAAAUUGAUUGUACAAAUAGAUAAGUGACAUAUCGGUUUUUGCUGUGCUCAGUGUGGGUUUGACUGGAAGCUAUAUACCAGCUAGAAGUGAACUCUCCUGGUUAAUGAAAGCAAUUGAAACUGAAGUUAUGACAGUGCUGAACAUCAAAGAACCACAAAAAGAAAACGAGACACAUUGUAAUGUUUUCAUAAAUUUAGACAGCUCAGAGGCUAAUAACAAUGAGAAUAAUGAAGACUCUACUGCUCAUCAUAAUGCAUCUAGGAGAGAAAACAUAUACUACAAUCCUAAAUUGGCAAAUUUAAUUAUAAAUCCAUAUUCACUAUACUUGCCUUUAUGGUCUGGUUUGUUGCUUCAAACAUAUACAGAGAAUCUUUGUUCACAAAGAAUGAGCAAUGGCCCUGUAGAAAAUUGGGUUUUUUUCAAGUAAAGCACAUUAUUCUUGCGGGGAACAAACAGCUAAAUCCUAGUGGAUUUAUUCACAAGGUAAGGGAACGUGUUAUGUCAAUUUAAAUAAAGAAAUAACUAUGAACAUACUCAAAGAAGGAUGUGCACAUGGUAAACGGAAACAUGAAGGUGACCCAGAAUUCAAUAAGAGACUAAAAUUUAAAAGCGAAUCUGCUCUUAAAUCUUGCAUUAAUUGGAAUGCCAUAGAUUGUCAUGAUAACAUGGAUAUUGUUGAGAAAAUGUGGCAAAGAUGAGAAAGAAGGCUAAAAACAUCCUUUAACUCACGAUAUAUUCAGCGUAUGGACCAGCAAGAGGUUGUCAUGUCUCAGUCACAAGUAGACACAAUUAAUAAAAGUUUUUUCAAAUGGUGUAAUUGAUGAUCUUGAUUUCUAUGUACCCUUGUAUAGUGAGGCCGACUAUCUUGUUGUAUCUUGGAAGGUCCAACAACAAGAAAAUAUUAUAUGUACAUAGAAGAUAUGCAAAUAUUGGAGAUAUGGAUUACUUCAGAUGUCAUUGCAGGAGACUGAAGACAUUUGGUUUCAUCAAGAUAGUGCACCCCCACAUUAUGGCCCAAAUGUGCGACAAUAUUUGGAGAAUAUUUUCCCAAGAAGGUGGAUAUUAUGAAGGAACUGUGGAAUGGCCAGCAAGAUCUAACCUCAAUACACUGAAAUGUUUCUUCUGGGGCCACAUGAAAAAUUUAGUCUACCAAACGAAGUCAAUUGAUGUCCACAGCUUACAAGUAACAAUUUUAGAAAAGGCUCAAUUAAUUUCUCGAGAGUCAAUUUCUAAUGCCUCAGCUUUUUACACACAGCUAGUUGAAGGUCAACAGUUAGAGCACUUAUUACAUUGAAGCAGGGAAGAGGUGGCUGUGGUGGGGAUGUCAUGGAGGGCCACAAGAUCACUCUGCAGUUCCUGCAAGACUUGGUGUCCCAGACUGAACAUGAUGUCACAAUCUUAUCUUUCAAGGUAACCGAAGCUGUAGGACGUGGAGACAACUACACCUCCAUAUUGUACCGUGUUAUGGCCAGUGGUACCAAAAUGACAGACGGUGGACCGAGUGAGUGGCAACGUUCUCUCAUUUACAAAAGGCUGCCAGACAGCCCCUCUCAUAGGGAAUUGUAUCGCUCAGAUGUGCUUUUCCAGAAUGAAGUUUCCUUCUACAAGGAAGCUUUUGCUUCCCUCAUCGAAUUUCAGAGUUCAACUGAAACUGAAGAGCCGUUUAGUGCAGUGCCAAAGUGUUUCAUGGCAGAACAAGAUGUUAUAGUGUUGGAGGAUCUUAAGGAAAGAGGCUUUGUGAUGGGCAACAGGAAGGCAGGACUUGACUUCCAACAUUGCGUAGCUGUCUUUAGAGAAAUUGCUCGGUUUCACGCCCUAUCACUCGCUAUGAAAUGUCAGGAUCCAGUGAAAUUCCAAGAACAAGUGGCUUCCAGUGUCCAGGAGACAUUCUUCACUGAGCAGAAUGAGGAAUACUACAGAGACUAUUACUCCACUGUCACACAGAAUGCUCUGGCUAUGGUAAAUUGUGGUCUUGAAGAUUCUGAGAAGUUGACUUAUUUAAAGAAGUUUGAAGAGUUCUUAGAUGAAAAGACAUUUUUUAAGACGAUGAUGAAGCAGGUGGAGCCAGUGGAACCAAUAGCAGUUCUUGUCCACGGAGACUUCUGGACCAACAACAUCAUGUUCCGAUACUCAGAGAGUGGAGAAAUUGAGGAAGUGUGUUUUGUGGACUUCCAAUGUGUGCGCUACGGCUCACCUGCACUGGACUUGGUCAACUUCUUGUACGCCUGCACAUCCCCCGGGUUGCGGGCCACACACCUGCAGUCCUUGCUGUCUGAGUAUUGCUCGGCUCUGAGUUACAGCCUGGCUGCGAUGGGCUGUGACACCGGCAGCCAGCCUUACUGCCUUUCUGACAACGUCCCUGCUAUAAUCCAGAAGGAGCUCCAGAUACACAGCCACUUUGGACUCGGGCUGGCCCUGGACAUGAUCCCCAUAUCUACGUGUGACUCUACUCUCGCUCCAGACCUCUACCAGACGGAGGCUGAUCAGGGGACAGUCACCCCCUUCUCUCAGUACAACCCCGAGUGCCAGCGACGCAUGACUGAACUGGUGCGGGAUCUGGUAGAUCGUGGGUACCUCUAACGAAGACAAUACUGAUGUAUCUGUUGAGCAGUUGUAACUGAUGAUGAGCAAUUUUUCAAUUUAGUCAUAUUCCCUAUCUUGCCAAUUUUAUUUAUUGUACAUACUCUGUAGUUAUAAUAAAAACAUUAGAGAUACAA
Molecule: messenger RNA, 2762 nt
Organism: Homalodisca vitripennis (glassy-winged sharpshooter)
Lineage: Eukaryota; Metazoa; Arthropoda; Insecta; Hemiptera; Cicadellidae
Exons: 9
Coding region: 1372-2625 (417 amino acids)
Source: RefSeq, a predicted model, not a curated record